Molecule: messenger RNA, 354 nt
Organism: Alternaria infectoria
Lineage: Eukaryota; Fungi; Ascomycota; Dothideomycetes; Pleosporales; Pleosporaceae
Exons: 2
Coding region: 1-354 (117 amino acids)
Source: RefSeq, a predicted model, not a curated record
AUGCCGAAGAAAGAUCGCGCAUACUCGGUGCGCAUUCCUCCGCAGGUCUGGGAGGGUCAGAAGGACAGAAUCCUGGCCUUGUACAAAGAACACAUCCUCUGCAAGGUCCUCGAAAAGAUUACCACCACUGAGUUCAGUCCCAGCGAGAGCCAGCUUCGGGAGAAACUGAAAGAAUGGGGAAGCAAAAAGAGACUCUCCGGAAAAGAACGAAAGAAGAUCAAUCGCGAGAUCGAGAGUAAGAUGGUGCCUAUCGAACAGUGCGAAGUCGUAGUUCAUGGCGAGGUGCAGCCGGCCGAAAAGACAUGUCGAGAAUAUGCAAGAACUUGCAAUCGUGGCUACAGAGGUAUGAUCUGA